Felis catus (domestic cat) is the source of this 5106-nucleotide messenger RNA. It is a transcript of the gene CDCA4, whose product is annotated as cell division cycle associated 4. Gene Ontology annotation, molecular function: transcription regulator activity. The transcript is spliced from 2 exons. The coding region runs from base 2670 to 3362 and encodes 230 amino acids. NCBI's taxonomy places the organism in Eukaryota, Metazoa, Chordata, Mammalia, Carnivora, Felidae. The record is from RefSeq and is a predicted model, not a curated record. Gene Ontology annotation, cellular component: nucleus.
CCCCCCCCCCCUCCCCGGCUCUCCUCACGCUGCGGGCUUUUUAAGAGGGGAAGCGCGAAGCGGGGUCGGCGGGGCCGCUGGGGCGGUGCGGCCUCCGAGGGCAGCCCCCACUGCCUUCCUGCCUUGGACUUGGGAAGGGUCCGCGCGGGGAGCCCGGCCGACUUGAGUUUCCAGCCCUGAUCAGAGUCCCCGCGCUCCCCUCCUCGCCCUCGCCCGUGCUCAUCUUUCGCCCCUUCCCCGGUGGUGCGGGAUGCCCGCGCUCCUGGGUUUCCUCCUAGCCCGCCUUACGGAGUGAGUGGGUGGCUGGCCGCGCUGUGCUGGUGCCUCAUCCCAAGUCUUCUGGGCAGCACGGGUUCCGCUAGUAAUCUGAUGCCCUUCCAGGAUGGCCCAGCCGGGGCACCACGCUCUGGAGCCCUGGAGGGUAGCGAGGUCCGCCGCAGCCCGGGAGGGUCCACUUUCACUUCUUUUCCUUUGUUUCUGGGUUUGACUUGCUUGAAAAAGGAACGUUGGGGAUAUUUCGCAAUGGCUUCUGCCCCCCGUUCUGUAGCAGACCCAGCUUCUCUUAAAGCUGGCAGGGGAGUUUCAAGGAGCUGAUGGCGCCUGCUCCCUGUGCUAUCCAGCUCUAGCUGCGUGGGCAGUGGAGGCGGGCAUCGGGGAAGGGCGGGGUGGGAUGUGGGAAGAGGAAGGUUCCCAGACCCCGGUUGGGAAACUCUUUUCAGUCGGCUCCUUGUGGCUGCCUGCGGUGGCACUCAGGUGUGUGGGGCGGUGCUGGGACUAGGAAAGGGAUCAGAAACUCUUCCACUGGUCAAAGGCAAGCUUGAGUCCACCUCUCUGAAAGCCUGUUGUCUGCAAAGUAGGAUCGCCAGGAAAAGGUUACCAGGUUACCAGGUGACCACAAUUUGCCAGGAGAUGCGCUGGUCCAAAUCCAGGGUUUCCCAACUGUUUCCUCCUCUGGUGGCCUUUAUGUCGCAUGCACAGGACAGCAGGACCGAGCUAACUGUUGUUUUAAGACAAGAAAGAAAUUGCCUGUUUACAAAAUUAAGUUUGAUGUCUUAUAAACUUCCUGCAUAUAACUACUCUUUAUUUUCAAGUUUUGGCACGUUUUACAAUUGAAGUUGAAGUUCAGAAUAAAAAGUCAGUUAUGACUUUUUUCUAGGUAGAAUGGCAGGUUUUAUCCUGGGAAGAGGGCUGGGAAGUUUUUUUUUCAGCUUGCUAAUGGGACAUACUCCAUGUAGAGGGAAUCUGUGUAUCAUUCCAAGUCGCAAAAGUCCCCGAAAUUCACUUGUUAGUAAUUGCUGAAGGAAAGUCUCAGACGGUGAUGAUGAACCCACGGCUGGACUCCCAAGCAGCGCUUCUCAAGACUUUGCCACGCUUGCCGUGUCGUCCCAUUUUCCUCUGGUGAGGUAUUUCAAAGACAGUCCGAUGUGUGCCAGAAACUGAAGUUCAUGUUGGUCUGCCUGAAAACCCUGAGUGCGAUGAGCUGAAGGUCGUGGUGAAGGGUCAGGUCUGAGCAGGUCUCAGCAGUCUGUCCCCUGCUGCCCCAGCUCUUCUGCUCGGAGUCUGGGGAUCUGCAUUUUCCACCGGCCUCGAGAUUGCUGGCCACACGUUGUGAGAGCAGCUGCAGGAGAGGCCACUGGCCAGGGAGGGUGAGGGGUCCACCAGGCCAGGCUCCCCUUUGUCUUGGGGAGGGGGCCCUGAUUGGGCAGACACAGCACCCCUCCCUGGCUCCACCUGCCACGUGGAACCACUCAGUCUGCUGUCUUCAAUUUUUUUCUGUUGGUCACCCCUUGUUCUGGAGGCUGCUGUGCCUUGACCACGGGGUUGACACUGCUGGCCUGCUUGUCCAUGGCUCAGGAGGGUUUGAGCAAAACACCAUUGACCCUGAGGAGUUGAUGGGGUGUGACUCAGCAAGACCUUCUGGCUAUCUGGAGUGGACGGAGGUGUGUAAUACGGAGGUUUGUUCUGGAAACACGCUUGUUAUCCAAAGCACCUGCAUCGCAAAGCGAAUUUCCCCAUAAGAAAUACCGGAAACUCAGAUGAUUCGUUGUACAACCCAAAUAUACUCAUAUAAAAAUGGUUACGGUGCUGUAAUACAACAUAAUAAAAUGCAGAUUACAAAGCUGAAUUAACCUGCCCUUUGAAAACCCUCCUGGCUGGUGUGAGGGGCACAAGAGAGGAGGGUUGCUGUGUAGGACGACUUUUAUCACUGACGGAAUCAUUGCUCUCUGUUGGCUCCAUGGAAUCUUCCGUGCAACUCCAACAAAGAACCUGUCCGAUGACCUAGAAUGAAGCAAAGGGUUCCUGAGCUCCCUCUUGGAUGGAAAAGCAAAGGACGGUCCAGAGGUGCUUUGAAGGGACAAAAAUACACCAGUGCCAGUUGUGGGCACCUUCCAACGUCCUGAAAAAUCACUGAUUUCUUCCAAACACCGCGGCCUGAGACCGAGCGUCUGAGCAUGGGAGAUGAUCACGCACAAUCCCACAGCGAGUGAGCAAGAGAGAGAGAGAACUAUUGGCCAGUUGUGAUCAUGUGACAUCUGGCGGCACGUACUGCUCAUAUCGCAGGACGCCGCUCGUGUAUCAAGUUAAAAUUUAUUCGAAAUGUUUACCGGUCUUGCAGAACAAGUUACUCGCAGUCCAAGGUUUUACUGUACUCUCUUGUUGGGAACUUAAUGGGCAGGAUGUUCGCACGAGGGUUGAAGAGGAAGAGCUCGGAGGACGCAGAGGACGCCGACGGGGGCGUGGCGGGCCUUCCGGCCGCCCCCUCCUACACCCUGCAGCGGCAGUCGCUCUUGGACAUGUCCCUCGUCAAGCUCCAGCUGUGCCACAUGCUGGUCGAGCCCAACCUCUGCCGCUCGGUCCUCAUAGCCAACACGGUCCGGCAGAUCCAGGAAGAGAUGACCCAGGACGGGACCUGGCGGGUGGUGGCGCCCCAGGCCGCAGGGCGGGCACCCCUGGACCGCCUCGUCUCCACGGAGAUCCUGUGCCGCUCGGGGCGGGAGCAGGAGGGCGAGGGAGACUGCCCCCUGCCAGACCCGGCCCCGGGACAGGCCCCAAGGCGCCCGCAGAGCAGCCCCUGGGGACUGGACGGCUCCCGGGAGGGCAGAGGGGGCUUUCAGAAAUCGCUGGAUCACAUAUUUGAAACGCUGGAGAAUAAAACCCCCGGGUCCGUGGAAGAGCUGUUUUCGGACGUGGACAGCUCCUACUACGACCUGGACGCAGUGCUGACCGGCAUGGUGGGCGGCGCCCCCACCGGCCCCGGGCUCCCCGCCUUCGCGCCCACGGCCGCUGCGCCCCCUAGUUCCACCUGCAGGUCGGAUCUGGGCGAGCUGGAGCACACCGUGGAGAUCCUGGUGGAGACCUGAGAGGGCAGCCGGCCCCCAGUGGGACUCGUGGCGGAGGGGCCCCUGCGGCCUCUGGAGUGCGUGGCCUGGGCGUCUGCGGGCUCGGCCCCUGGUGUGUCUGCGACGGGGAGAACGUUCCAGAACAGCAUCCCGUUGCCCUGUGCCCUCUGUCCUCCUCCAGCGGGCUGGGCGGUUUCCUUCGGGCUAGCCAUCCGAGCCGGCCUGACGCCCGCCGGCGCCCCGGGUGCCGGCCCCUCUGUCCUCCGUCCCGCCACAGCUCUGUGCAGGGCCCGUCCCCGGCUCGGUGUCCAGCCUUGUGUAAUUUUAGAUAGGUGACGUUUUUUAAAUUAAGUUUUAUAUGUUUGGGGCAAUAUUUUGUCUUAAGAUCUAUUUUUUAAACUUUUUAUACUUUUUUUAGAUUUUGUCAGCUAUUCAAAGUAUAUUUUUCCUAUAAACGUUUUCUGCUGCUACAUUAGGAACUUAUAACCUGAACAGUUGCAGUUGGUGUAUUUCAUCGUUUAAGGUUUAAAUAAGGACUUUGUUUCGGGUGGAACUUCGGGCAGCUCCGUGUAGUGCACGUGUGUCAUGAAUUUCCACUUCACGUCGGUGCGAACCUUCUCCACGUCCUCGCCGGGGGGAGCAGUGCCUCUUAGUCUCCAGUGUCCUUACCGGCUCCUCAGCGCCGGCUGUGUCUUCGUUAGAAUCACAUGCGGAUUCUGGGGGGUUAUUUAUGCCUAUUUAUAUGUAAGUGUUGGAGAAGGGCCCAUCCUGUCCACCGGAGAUCUCGGGGCGGGGUCUCAGGCGGUGCCUUCAGAGGAUCCGACCCUCGCGGCCCCUCCCGUGCCCCUGCCGUGUUCCCAGCGCCACUGGGCUUUCCCUGUGCCCCGCCGCUGUCGAGAGUCCCCCGACGGUGUGAACAUUAAACAAGGGGAACCUCGCUCAAAGGGAGUCAGGAGGCCAGAAGGGGGCUUUCGCGCCGCACCUGCGGACGUCGAGAGUUGCCGGUUACAGACCCUACAGAAGACCCCUGGACGGGAAGGAGUCAGUGCCAGCCACCACGGGAAAAGAUGCACAUUUGCUCUCCCACCAGAAGCUGACGGCCCGCGACCACUCAGCCAGAGAGAAGCCCUCGUCACCCUGGACCCUGCUUCUCUCCAGUGGACUUUGGUUCAGAGCAGCCCUCCCGGCUCCCUCCUUUCUCCGUAAGUGACGUUCCUCCCGUUGGUUGCUCGGGCUUGCCUGUGGUUCUCCCAGGUCGCAGUUCUGUUAUUCCUGAAUAAACCUAGUUUGCUGGUAAAAUAACCGACGUUUAUUUUAAGGUCAACACUGGCCACACUGGUGUGCACGGAGUCUGCCGCGUGCCAGGUGACACUAGUGCUGGGACAGAACCGUAAGGUUAAGUCAGGUCCAGUCCAGAACUAAGGAAGUCUGGACUCCUGCCAUGUAUGGCUUCUCAGUCCCGAGGGCAGUUGAUGGUGGGGUUGGUGGGGCGGUGCCACUUAAGUGGGCUCUGGUGUACCGUGUCUGCACCCCUGAACCUGCCCUGGCCGCGGGGAGUGGCCAGACCUUCUGUAUUGUUUUCACUAGUUUACAAGUAAGACUGUGCUCACCCCGUCCCACCCCUGCCCAGUUGCUGUUUCUCAUGCUUUUUCCUCCUUACCCAGCCCUUAGCCAAAAAAGGUUUGUUUUCUCUCAUGCGUAGGACCAUUCUUUAAUAUCAGUCGUGUAUACACCACUUUAUUAAAAAACUAUCCGACAAACAAAA